AUGAUGAUUUCAGUGUCCAAAAUUUUGUCCUUAGUUCCGAUUUUACUAAUUAUUUUUGUUGCUUUGCAAUUCGCAGAUGGUAAAGCUGAAUAUGUUGCCAUUGAUGGCUUUCCUCCAAUCUUUCCACCAAGAGUUCAUGUAUUCAUUAAUAACAACAUAAGCAAUACUGCACUUGGAGUUCACUGUAAAGACAAAAACAAUGAUGCCGGCUUUCGUUCGAUAAAUUUUGGAGGAACUUACACGUUUGAUUUUAAACCAAAUAAAUUUGUUCAAUCAAGCUUAUGGUUUUGUCGAUUUUCAUGGGGUAAUGAAUUUCAAUACUUUGAUAUUUAUGUCCAAAAACGUGAUGUCAAUCUUUGUGUGAAAGAAUGUCAUUGGGCAAUAAUUAAAUCUGGAGCAUGUAGGAUUAUAGACGGUUCUUCAGAAUGUUUUCCUUGGAAUCCAAAAGUUGUUACGGAACACUGA
Messenger RNA from Trifolium pratense (red clover), 465 nucleotides. RefSeq names its product S-protein homolog 5-like. The transcript has a single exon. The coding region runs from base 1 to 465 and encodes 154 amino acids. Lineage: Eukaryota; Viridiplantae; Streptophyta; Magnoliopsida; Fabales; Fabaceae. The record is from RefSeq and is a predicted model, not a curated record.